ACACAAGGAUCUGUACAAGGAGGCCAUUAUGGAGGAGCACCAGCCUAUUAUAUCACAAGAAAAUCCCAGUCAAAAUUGUAAUGGAAAUGUUAUAUUAUCACUAAAUUCUAAAGGAGAAGAUGAAGAUAGCAUGCAGCGUUCUUCAGGAGAAACUCUCCUUACCCUUAAUGUACACCCAGGACUUCACAGAGCAGAUGUAUGUUAUAAUCUCCCUAAUCAUGAGGAACCUCAAGGGGUUAAAAGAUUUCAGUAUGCUAAAGAGUUCAGUAAAGGAUCAAGACUUUCUACACACAGAAGAAUUCUCCCAGGGAAAAGUCCAUACUCCUAUGCAGAAUGUGGGAAGCACUUCACAAAGAAAUCAAGUCUUGUUGAACAUGAGAAAAAUCACAAAGGAGAAAAACCGUAUUCAUGCUCAGAAUGUGAGAAAUGCUUUAUUUGGAAAUCCCAUCUUGGUAUACAUCAGAAAAGUCACACAGGGGAGAAACCUUAUUCCUGUUCAGAAUGUUUUAAGUGCUUCCCAUUAAAAUCAAGUCUUGUUAGACAUGAGAAAAUUCACAAAGCAGAGAAGCCAUACUCCUGCUCAGAAUGUGAUACAUGGUUUAUAGAGAAAUCAAAACUUGUUACACAUGAAAGAAGUCACACAGAAGAGAAGCCAUACUCCUGUUCAGAAUGUGGGAAGUGCUUUACAAAAAAAUCAAGUCUUGUUGAACAUGAGAAAAAUCACAAAGGAGAAAAACCGUAUUCAUGCUCAGAAUGUGAGAAAUGCUUUAUUUGGAAAUCCCAUCUUGGUAUACAUCAGAAAAGUCACACAGGGGAGAAACCUUAUUCCUGUUCAGAAUGUUUUAAGUGCUUCCCAUUAAAAUCAAGUCUUGUUAGACAUGAGAAAAUUCACAAAGCAGAGAAGCCAUACUCCUGCUCAGAAUGUGAUAAAUGGUUUAUAGAGAAAUCAAAACUUGUUACACAUGAAAGAAGUCACACAGAAGAGAAGCCAUACUCCUGUUCAGAAUGUGGGAAGUGCUUUACAAAAAAAUCAAGUCUUGUUGAACAUGAGAAAAAUCACAAAGGAGAAAAACCGUAUUCAUGCUCAGAAUGUGAGAAAUGCUUUAUUUGGAAAUCCCAUCUUGGUAUACAUCAGAAAAGUCACACAGGGGAGAAACCUUAUUCCUGUUCAGAAUGUUUUAAGUGCUUCCCAUUAAAAUCAAGUCUUGUUAGACAUGAGAAAAUUCACAAAGCAGAGAAGCCAUACUCCUGCUCAGAAUGUAAUAAAUGGUUUAUAGAGAAAUCAAAACUUGUUAAACAUGAGAGAAGUCAUACAGGAGAGAAACCAUAUUCAUGUUCAGAAUGUGGGAAAUGUUUUACAGAUAAAUCAGUUCUUGUUAAACAUUUGAGACGUCACACGGGAGUCAAACCGUUUUUAUGUUCAGAAUGUGGGAAGUGUUUUACAGAUAAAUCAACUCUUGAUGGACAUUGGAGAAUUCACACAGGAGAGAAGCUGUAUUCAUGUCCAGAAUGUGGGAAAUGUUUUAUAGAUAAAUCCGUUCUUGUUAGACAUUUGAGAUGUCACACAGGAGAAAAACCGUUUUUAUGUUCAGAAUGUGGAAAAUGUUUUACAGAUAAAUCAAGUCUUGUUGCACAUUGGAGAAUUCACACAGGAGAGAAACCGUAUUUAUGUUCAGAAUGUGGGAAAUGUUUUACAGAUAAAUCAAGUCUUGUUGCACAUUGGAGAACUCACACAGGAGAGAAGCCAUAUUCAUGUCCAGAAUGUGGGGAAUGUUUUACUGCUAAUAUCAAACUUAAGGAUCAUCAGAAAUGUCACACAGGAGAGAAGCUGUUUUGAUGUUUUAGAUAUUGAAAAUGUUUUAUAAAGAAAACAAAUUCUAAAACUCAUCAGCUUUUUUUUUCCAAUUAUAUGAAAUACUAUAAGAGCAAAAAGAAAUGUUAACCCCAGUUUUUUACAGACAGGUAAGUCAUAUGUUCCGCAACAGCAAGAAAAGUUGCGCAAUGUGUCUGCAACUUGACAAAUCAGCCAAAAAUCUGCCAAAUUGCCAAAAUGUCACAGUCAAGUUGCACUGGAACCUCACUGUAUUGUGUUCUAUGAUUGCAAAGUCGCAUAUGACCUGCAACCACAUAUCCAAGUGUCGUGGCAUAUUGCGUGUCACAUUGUGACCAUUUGACAAUCAAUAGAUGCA
Messenger RNA from Bufo gargarizans (Asiatic toad), 2189 nucleotides. Its product is annotated as gastrula zinc finger protein XlCGF26.1-like. Gene Ontology annotation, biological process: regulation of transcription by RNA polymerase II. NCBI's taxonomy places the organism in Eukaryota, Metazoa, Chordata, Amphibia, Anura, Bufonidae. Bases 29 to 1837 code for a protein of 602 amino acids. The record is from RefSeq and is a predicted model, not a curated record. The transcript has 2 exons. Gene Ontology annotation, molecular function: DNA-binding transcription factor activity; RNA polymerase II cis-regulatory region sequence-specific DNA binding.